AUGCAAAAGCUGGUGAUGAACAAAAACUGCGAAUUAAACGCAGAAAAAAAUGCAGGUUUAGGAUUUACGUUUGAUGAAAAGGAUGGUUUUUUUGGAUCGAUAUUUAAAAACAUAACAAAAAAUGAAUAUUUCAGUGCAGGGGUUGGUAUAAUAUCUGUUGGCGCAUUUGUCACUGUUGCUAAUAGAUUAAAUAGCUAUAUGUAUAGUGCUAUAAAAAAAAAUUUAUUUACAUCACUAGAAAUAACAAUAAAUGAUACUUCCUAUUAUUGGAUACUAGAAUAUAUGGUAAAAAAGGGAAUUAUUAGUAGACAUUUAAGUUUAAAAACGCAAAUAAUAAAUGACAAAAAUUGUAAAAAUGCUAUAUUUUCAUUUCUUCCAAGUGUUGGUAAUCAUUUAUUUAUAUAUAAUAAUACAUUUAUAUUUAUUGAAAGAAGUAGAGAUAAAAAUAUGAUCUCGGAAACUAAUAGAUCAUUGCCAUUUGAAAAUAUAAAAUUAAGUACUUUUGUAUGGUCUAAAUAUAUAUUUCAAGAAUUAUUAAAAGAUGCAAAAAUAUAUAUAGAUAAAAAAGAAGAAGGAAAAACAUUAUUAUAUAAAACUUUUGGUCAUGAAUGGAGACCUUUUGGAGCACCAAAAAAUAAAAGACCUAUCAAUUCAGUUAUUUUACCUGAAAAUUUACGGGAAUAUAUAAUUAGUGAUAUACAAACUUUUCUUAAUUCAAGCAAGUGGUACAUUGAUAAAGGUAUACCAUAUCGAAGAUGCUAUUUAUUACAUGGUCCACCUGGAUGUGGAAAAAGUAGUCUAAUCAGUGCAUUAGCGGGAUAUUUUGAUUUUAAUAUUUGCACUAUAAAUGUUAAUGAUAUCUAUCUCACUGAUGAUCGAUUCAUACAUCUACUAGCCACUGUACCUCCAAAAACUAUUUUAAUUCUCGAAGACAUUGAUUUUAUUUUUCUCAACUCAGCACUAGAUAAUACUACUACUAACAAUACAACAAAUAAACCUAAUUCAGAAACAAAAUCUUCAAAUUCUAUAUUUAAUACAGACUCACAUUCUAUAAGAACAUUAGGUGUAUCAUAUAGUGGUCUUUUAAAUGCAUUAGAUGGUGUUGUAGCAACAGAAGAACGAAUCAUUUUUAUGACAACUAAUAAUAUUGAAAAACUCCCUAGUACUCUUAUUAGACCUGGAAGAGUUGAUAUGAAAAUAUUUAUUCCUUAUGCAAGCAUGUAUCAAUAUAAAAAUAUGUUUUUACGAUUUUUCCCCAAUCAUAAUGAUUUGGCUGAUAAAUUUUCUACAAUCUUUCAAAAUUUUAAUUUAAGUAUGGCUGAAAUACAAUCUUUCUUUUUAUUUUCAAAGCAUGAUCCAUAUAAGACCAUAAAAAAUGCUGAGGAUUGGGCCAAAUUAUAUGCCAAAAAAAAAGAUGACCUUUAA
Plasmodium vinckei vinckei is the source of this 1425-nucleotide messenger RNA. Its product is annotated as mitochondrial chaperone BCS1, putative. Gene Ontology annotation, molecular function: ATP binding; ATP hydrolysis activity. The transcript has a single exon. The record is from RefSeq and is a predicted model, not a curated record. NCBI's taxonomy places the organism in Eukaryota, Apicomplexa, Aconoidasida, Haemosporida, Plasmodiidae. Bases 1 to 1425 code for a protein of 474 amino acids.